Peromyscus californicus insignis is the source of this 1317-nucleotide messenger RNA. RefSeq names its product ectonucleotide pyrophosphatase/phosphodiesterase 7 (gene Enpp7). The transcript has 5 exons. NCBI's taxonomy places the organism in Eukaryota, Metazoa, Chordata, Mammalia, Rodentia, Cricetidae. The coding region runs from base 1 to 1317 and encodes 438 amino acids. The record is from RefSeq and is a predicted model, not a curated record.
AUGGGACACUCAGCUGUGCUCCUCGCCGUGGCUCUGGCCAUCCUCCUGGCCUGUGGGACUGGGGCUCCGGUCCAAAGGCAGCGCAAGUUACUCCUCGUAUCCUUUGAUGGCUUCCGCUGGAACUAUGACCAAGACGUGGACACCCCUAACCUGGACGCCAUGGCUCAAGAAGGGGUUAAAGCUCGAUACAUGACUCCUGCCUUUGUGACCAUGACCAGCCCUUGCCACUUUACAAUCGUCACUGGCAGAUACAUUGAGAACCAUGGGGUUGUCCAUAACAUGUUCUACAACACCACCACCAAGGUGAGGUGGCCUUACCACACCACGCUCGGAAUCCAGAGGUGGUGGGACAACGGCAGCAUACCCAUCUGGAUCACAGCCCAGAGGCAGGGCUUAAAAACUGGCUCCUUCUUCUACCCUGGCGGGAACGUCACCUACCAAGGAGAGGCCGUGACAAUGAGCCGAAAGGAAGGCGUCUUCCACAAUUACAAAAAUGAGACGGAGUGGAGGGAAAAUGUGGACACUGUGAUGAAGUGGUUCACGGAGGAGGAUGCGGCUCUGGUUACUCUCUACUUCGGGGAGCCAGACUCCACCGGCCACAAAUACGGCCCUGAGUCCCAGGAGAGAAAGGAUAUGGUCAAACAGGUGGACAGGACUGUGGGCUAUCUCCGGGACAGCAUCACGCGCCACCGCCUCACGGACAGCCUUGACCUGAUCAUCACAUCGGACCACGGCAUGACAACAGUCCACCAGAAAGCCAGCGACCUAGUCGAGUUCCACAAAUUCCCCAACUUCACCUUCCAGGACAUCGAGUUCGAGCUGUUAGACUACGGGCCCAACGGGAUGCUGAUCCCCAAGGAAGGGAUGCUGGAGAAGGUAUACAGUGUCCUCAAGGAUGCCCACCCCAGGCUGCAUGUAUACAAGAAGGAAGACUUCCCCAAGAGCUUCCACUACGCCAACAACUCCAGGAUCACCUCCCUGCUCAUGUACAGUGACCUCGGCUACGUCAUCCACGGGAGAAUAAAUGUCCAGUUCAACAAGGGUGAGCAUGGUUUCGACAACCAAGACAUGGAUAUGAAGACCAUCUUCCGUGCUGUGGGUCCCAGCUUCAAGUCAGGCCUGGAGGUGGAGCCCUUUGAGAGUGUCCACGUGUAUGAGCUCAUGUGCCAGCUGCUGGGCAUUGUGCCAGAGCCCAACGAUGGUCAUCCUGGCACCCUGCAACCCAUGCUCCAAUCAGGGUCUGCUCUCCCACUCAGCGGUCAGCUCCACUUGAUGAUGGUGUUGAUGGGGAUCCUAAUGGUUCUGGCCAAUACAUAA